Messenger RNA from Gossypium arboreum, 971 nucleotides. RefSeq names its product expansin-like B1. Gene Ontology annotation, cellular component: extracellular region. The record is from RefSeq and is a predicted model, not a curated record. Bases 1 to 771 code for a protein of 256 amino acids. The transcript is spliced from 5 exons. Lineage: Eukaryota; Viridiplantae; Streptophyta; Magnoliopsida; Malvales; Malvaceae.
AUGGCUCUUUCUAUUCAAUCCCUUUUGAUCCUUUUCACAACUUUGCUUCUCAAAGGAACUCUGUUAGUGGCAGAAACAUGCAGCAACUGUUUCACUCAUUCACGAGCAGCAUACUACCCAAACUCUGAUGAACAGGGAACAGAUGUUGGAGCAUGCGGUUUUGGUUCUUUUGGAGCAACAAUAAAUGGUGGAGAUGUAUCGGCAGUAUCUGACCUCUACCGCAAUGGUGUUGGUUGUGGUGCUUGCUACCAGGUGAGGUGCACCAACAGCAACUAUUGCUCAGACAAAGGUGUGACUGUAGUUAUAACUGAUCAAGGUUCAAGUCAUGACACUGACUUUAUCCUGAGUCAACGAGCCUUUGGUAGGAUGGCUCAGACAAAAGAUGCAGCUGCAUCUCUAUUAGCCCUUGGAGUGGUCGACAUUGAAUAUAGGCGUGUUUCAUGCAGCUAUCCGAACAAAAAUAUUACAAUCAAGAUUGAUGAGAACAGCAACUACCCUCAUUAUUUUGCAUUUGUUUUAUGGUAUCAACAAGGUGACAAGGAUAUCACAGCCGUGCAGCUAUGUGAGACUCAGAACUUUGUGUGCAAGCUGUUGGAUAGGAGUCAUGGAGCAGUAUGGACAACCAAUUCACCCCCAAGUGGUCCAUUGUCUUUAAGGAUGUUAUUGAGUGGGGAGGAUGGAGAUGAGUCAUGGAUUAUUCCUGUAAACAACAUACCAGAAAAUUGGAAAGGUGGAGAGACAUAUGACACAGGAGUUCAAAUUAAUGUCUAGAAAUAUACACCAGGGUCUUUCAGUUCUUUGUUCUAGCAAUAUAACUAUAAGAAUAAGUUCCCGGCUUUCUUCAAAUAUGUUGGUUAGUAUAUAUUUUAUUAUUUUGUGUCAAAGGGAGGGAUGACGAACUUUAGCAAGAUAAAUUCUCAUGUAAUCUAAUAUUUUGUCAACUAAUGAAAUUUUAUGUUUCUUAAAAGAAA